UCGAGCGUAUGGUUUCCUUAUUGUCGAUGGAUUUGCCAACUCGUAUAAAAAUGGCGUAUUUGUUUGAAAUUUUAUCGCUGAUUAUGCAGGUUUCUAGUCGAUGAUAACGGUCACACGACGUUAGCAGUGUUGAUAACCACGUAGCUAAGUAUGCUAGUAUAUUAGCUAUUGUUCGCGUGCGGAAAGUAGGUAACUGGAGUUAUCGAAUCAGAGUCGUCGUCGUUGCCAACAAAUUGCACUUGCAGGAAGAAAGUGUUGGAAGUGGAGUUUCCUCGAACGUCGAUACGUAAGAACGUAAAGUGAUCAACUGUACUCUUCGAAGUCGAAAUAGCUACGUUUCAGCUUCAAAAACUGACAGGAAAACUGCCAUAUUCGUUACAAAUACAUUCUACGUGAUUUUUUCCUCAUUUUUGAAUUCCUACACUCGAAGUUAUCUUCAAUUAUAGAUACGAUAACGACUGUAAAUACACACCAUUGCUAUAAUAAAUAAUCAACCGAAGCACCGAAACCGAAGCUUUAUCGAUAAGUUGGAUUUCAAGUAUUUCGACGUGUGUAAAUGUGACUCAACUCGUACCUACAAAUCAUGGUUACCCUGAAGAAAACAGAUAUAGAAUUCGUAACGUCAGACUACGAAGAAGACGGAUACCUGGAAUAUAUUCGUAAAAGCGAUACCCCCAGUUUUGACGGAGAAGACCACGACGUAUCCGACUCGUUACUCACAAUACCCAGCUCAUGGGCUGCCACUAAUUUCGUAAUAGCCGAAGAUGACGACGACGAAGGCUCGUGCUCGGUCGAAACCGAAUUUGUGCACAGGAAAAACUUAUUCAAUAAGAAAAACACCAUUAAAGAUGUACGAGUUAAAUUUCAAGACCUGUCUAAACCUUAUCUAGCUCGUAUUACCACUAAUGAAAAUUACUUGAAAUUCUUACAUCUUGUCAAAGGUGAAGAUUCGAUCGGAGAAUCGCUCCAAUCUCCUGAUUCUGGCAUCAACGAAUUCCUAGGAUUAACACCGGAAGAACAAGAGAAGCAGAGGAAGGCAUGGCAAGAAGAAUUAACGAAUAUUGAAAAUGAAAUACAAACAUUACGUCACGUGCUGACCUCCAAAACCAGACAAGCACACGAACUGAAAAGAAAAUUAGGUAUCAGCGUUUGGAAAGAGAUCCAAGAUGAUAUGUCUCAGGGAAUCAAGAACGUUAAAGAAUCUAACGUCUACCAAAACGUAGAAGAAAAAGUUGGCCAGAUUAGUAAAGCAGUAACCGAAGCUCCUUUGUAUCAGAAAACCGAAUCUGUGAUAAAGCCUUUUGCCGAACGUACGACAUCGUUGAUCGGUGAUUUUGGUAGUGGAAUUACAAUGAAAUUAGGUCAAUUGAAGAAUUCAGAAUCUCUGCGAUCGAUCGAAGAAAAAAUGGGCUCUGCGUAUGAAACUGUUAAGUCUCGUGUCAUUCCAUCCCGAUCUAAUUCCGUGCAGUAUUUAGACGAAGCUUUGAGAGAAGCCGAUAUUAACCGUAGCAAAAGCGUCAGCAAUACUCCAGCCACUACUCCGACUAUCGCCGAAUAAUCUCUGAUAGAAAAAUGUUUUCAAACAAAAAUCCCAUCGUAUUAAUAAAAUUAAUUAAGCUUUUACAUACCUAUAUAAAUAUUUUCCUCUGUACGUCGCCGUUGAUCGCGUGCUCGAUGUGAGAUUUUUCUUUUCCUUUUUAUAAGAGCUUUUCACGUAUAUUGUAAUAACACUGUAAGAUAUAAAGCGAUUAAAAUUUUGAAAAUACAAUAAUUUCUGUUAACGGAUAUUAUCAUAAUAAGGGUUAAUAUGUUUAUUUCUGUUUUUUUUUUUUUUUUUGGUUUAUUUUCAUCAAAAGUUUGUCCGUCGGUUUCUUUUAUAGGUUUUAUGCACAGUGUAUAUAAUACGAUUUUUUCAAGUAUUCAUUUCUCAGCUCUAGUUUAUUAUAUUAUUUUAGCGCUGUAAAUAUACUACGCCGAACAUUCAGCAUUAAUUACACUGUCGCGCCUACAUUUUGUGUACCUUCUGUCAAUCAUGUAUGAUAUAUUUUUUUAAUUUAUACAUUUUUUUGCCCAUUUUGUUAUAGCUAUUUUAACGAAUAUAAGUUUUAAAGCAACAUUUUAUUUUCACCGAACUUUGUCAAUUUCUCUUAGUGUAUGUGUACCUACCUUUUUUUUUUGUUUUAAUAUUUAUAUAUAAAAUAUAUACGUCCUAGCUGCGAUA
Molecule: messenger RNA, 2221 nt
Organism: Planococcus citri (citrus mealybug)
Lineage: Eukaryota; Metazoa; Arthropoda; Insecta; Hemiptera; Pseudococcidae
Product: tumor protein D54
Exons: 6
Coding region: 584-1558 (324 amino acids)
Cellular component (GO): cytoplasm
Source: RefSeq, a predicted model, not a curated record